AUGGUUGCAUCUCCUUUAGGAAAAGCCGCAAUUCAUUUCCCUAAAGUUGGUGCUUACAUCGCAAUUCACGAAAACAUAUUAAAUGCUCGAAUGGUAUUAGUUCCUGUUCCAAUUACUAACUCUGAUAAAGCAUCCGAAUAUUUAUCAACUGCAAUUCUACCAGACGGUACAAGAGUUUUUAUUACUCGCCCAAUCGAUUCACCUUCAAAUCCUUAUUGCAAAACAUUUGCAUAUGACGAAAAUAUCUCUGGUUUAGCUGUUAGUGAUACCGGCAAAAUUGCUGCGAUUGCAACAAAAGAGCAUUUUUGGGUUUGGCAACAGCUCGAAGAAUGGCCGAAAGGAAUUGGCUAUUGGACAGAUCUUACGGCAGAUUCUAGAUUUGGAGUAAAUCUUAUGGUAAAUCAUCCAAGAACUGAUCAACUACGAAUUACUCAUGGUUUCAUGAAACCAAGACAAUCGUUUACAUUACAUCCAGCACUUUCUCCAAUGCUUCCAUCUAAUUCUGCUGUUUGCUAUCAAGAUCUUUGCUUAUUUGAUAAUCCAGAUGAAGGAAUGGGAAUUGUCAGCUUAACAACACUUUUACCUCCAUCAAGACCUUUUGAUACUCUUUAUAUGUUUGUCUCUAUAUGUCAUUUUCAUACAGGCAGAAAACCAACUUUUGAAAGACAUUCCUGCUCUCUUCCAAUUGUAGAAGGAGGUGGAGCUCCUUGUAUUUGGUGGAGCAGCUGUUGUAGAACAGCUGUUGUUGCUGUAUCUCAAUCUUUAGUAAUCAUUACUAGAUAUUUAUACAUUGUUAAGGUUUUGCCUCUUCAUGAUGUACUUCCAGGCGAUAGACCUGAAGUUGCUUCUAUUGCAUGGUCAGCUUGCGGCCAAUUUUUCCUUGUUACAUCAAAAACCGGAGCAAUUUCCGCAAUUACAAGAAAUGGUCACUCAAUGAAGCACAAUUUGUGUGGUCUCACGCCAUUUGGUAAUGGUAAUUUCCCAUUACUUGCAGCAGGAGAUGGAUAUGAUCCAGGACUUUUUGCUGUUUACUCAAGAAAUGAAAUGAGAUGUCUUAGAAUUGACAUUUCUGCGAUUCAAAGAUCAUUAGACAUCAUGAUUGCACUUCCAUUCCCACAAGGUGCUGCAGAACCAAUGUAUGAUCACGCUAAAAAAUUAAUUGAAUACGGAGAUUAUACAGACAAGAAGAAUUUGGCAGAAUUGUUAUUCUUAACGAAUGUCUAUAGAAUAUUCCCAUUAUAUAGUCCAUUAAGAUAUACAAUUUUCCAAUCUGUUAGUGAUGCAGCAAUUAAAUUUUACGAAAACGGUGAACAUUUGUUCUCAAUUCUUCUUGCAAGAUGUGUAUUCUGGAUUACAAACAAAGAACUUCCAACAUAUAGACCAAUUAUGGAAAGAUUAGACUUUGCAAAAACUCCAAGAGAAAAACACAUUCUUCAUAUCAUGAAAUACGAAGUAGAAAGAAGAGAUUGGAUAGAAGAUCAAUUCAACACCGAUAGUAGAAACAUUAUGAUGUAUGAUCCUGAAGAAGCAUCAAACAUGAAAGAAUUUGAAAGGCCACCUGAUGGAUCUGAUGUUGAUGUUGGUUUAGUUUGUAGAAUGGUUAGAACUGCUCUUUAUUCCAAUGAUACAAGUACAUUUUUGGAUGUACAAACAAAUCUUCGACCACUAUUCGAUUAUUUGUUAUUUGCAGGUCGUAUUGAUCAAGCUUAUGCAGUUGGAAAACAUCCUUCCAUUGGUCUUGAAGGAAUUCCUCUUGCAAAAGAAAUUAUAAUGAGUGUUGCAACAGAUCCUGUGAGAAUAUGGCGUGCAAUGCAAACAUGCAUAUCCCAAGAUAAUGAAAAUGAACUUGGAAUCAGAGCUUUGGCUGUGAAUGCAUUAAAUGACAUUCUCAAGAACAAAAUUGUUGAAUCAAGUCCAGACAAAAACGGAAAAGUGAAGCCUCUUUCUAAAUUAAUAGAAGUAGAAGAUGAAUUCGAAAUGGUUUGUCCAGAAGAUGAGAAACAAGUUGAAGAUUUCGCUGUUCUUGUUUCUCUAGCAAUUGCUGCAGCAGAUUACAGGAAUGUUACUAAUUUCUUAAAGAGACACUAUGAAGAAAUUCAUGAAACAUUGAAAGAUUCUAUUUAUGAAUUGUUUAGAUUAUUAUGGUUCGUGAAAUACCGUUAUUCAGCUGUGCAAGAAAUGGUUGGUGGUGCUGGAGAUAGUUGCUUGAGAUUACUUGGAUUUUCUGACUUCAUGAACAUUGAUGCAGUCAAAGAACACAUUUCACAGUUCCCUACAAGUAAUUUCUCACCUGAUAUAUAUGCUCAUUAUAUAUCAGGAUCAAGAAUCUACACAGAAGAUCCUGGUUUUGUUGACUUCGCAGAAAGAAUUCUUGCAAACAUCAAUGCAAGACAACUUACCAGGAUCCAAACUGCUGUUGAUAACUUCACCCAAGGAAAGGAUACUGUUCCUUCUUCUCGUCUUUUGUUUGCAUUAGUUGUUACUGAUAUUUUACCUUAUUUAAGAUGUGUUUUAGCUCGAUCAUUAACAGGAUUUGAGUGUGGAGAUAAAGUUCCUGAAGAUUUCAGAGAUCUUGAAGACUUCCAGCUUCCUGAUGGUCCAGAAGCCAGUUUAAUCAUUGAAAAGCCAACAAGUGAUAUCAAUGAAAUGUCUGGUUUAUCAGCUGGCGAAUUCCAUCCACCAAUUCAACCAAAGAUCCCUGCAAAGAGAAGGAAACACAGAAGGAAAAUGCGACAGAAAGGAAGUUCCUCUGAUGAAGAUCUCUCUGAUUUGCGAAAGAAGAGGAAGCCAAGGCCAGUUUCUGAAUCAGAUUCCGAUGAUGGAGAUACAUUACAGCCAUUGUUGUUUGAUAAAGUCGGUAGACACAGAGCUCCAGAUAAUUUCGACAUUCCACCAAUGUACAAUGAUUUUGGAAUGUAUCCACAACAGCCUUAUCCAGAUUAUACGAUGUACGCGAUGCAAGUUCCUGAUAUCAUUCAUGGUUAUGCAAAUCCAAAUCCAGAAAAUGCUUUCGGACCGAUUUGGGAUUUGGAUCCUGCAGAUUUUGUUCGCGAAGAAGAGGAAGUUCCUGUCAGAGAGAAAGAAUCAGAUGCAAUUAAACCAACAAGAUCGAAUGCAUCUAUUAACACAGAGAUUCCAUCCUACCAGCCCCCUCCACCACCUCCUGUUCAAUCUCCACCUCGCGAAAGGUUCCCGAGGAUCAUCUUUGCAUCAAGGCCAAGUGGUCCUCCAAAUCCAUAUCCUAACGACUACGACUUAGAAACAUCUGAGAUUUCGGAUAUCGAUUUGCGUCCACCUCAGUCGAAUCCAAUGCCUUAUUCAGAUCCAUUCCCAACGGAUGAUGCACUUCAUAGGAGAGUUAUUCAGCUCUUAGAUGAAGCAAAUGGAGAUCCAAUUCCUGCGGGACUUAAGCCAACUCCAACAUUCAAGAGGCCUCCUCCAAGAGACGAUAGAGUUAAUAUUCCACCAAUUCCUGAUUUCGGAAUGACUCCUCUAGUUAAUUCACACAUUUCACCAAGAUCUGUUACUGAAACUGAAGAAGAGCACUCUUACAGAUAUGAGAGAGUUACAACAGUCACAAAUGGACCGCCAGGAGAUGAUGGCGCAGUCUUUAAUCCUAAUGAAGGAUUGGAUAGUGAUGAAGGCGGAUUCCCAGAUUUCAAGCCAAAGUUAAUCAACAUGAAAGAUCCAAGAGUUAUUUCUGUGAGAAAUCCAAACGACAGAAAGUACCAGCAGCCUUCCCAGGUUAAUCAGAAGAAAGCUGUUCUGCGAGAAGUUACUCCAACAAAUGUCCCACCUAAGUAA
Trichomonas vaginalis G3 is the source of this 3804-nucleotide messenger RNA. RefSeq lists its product as uncharacterized. NCBI's taxonomy places the organism in Eukaryota, Parabasalia, Trichomonadida, Trichomonadidae. The record is from RefSeq and is a predicted model, not a curated record. Bases 1 to 3804 code for a protein of 1267 amino acids. The transcript has a single exon.